Messenger RNA from Sorex araneus (European shrew), 271 nucleotides. RefSeq names its product 60S ribosomal protein L39-like. Gene Ontology annotation, biological process: translation. The transcript has a single exon. The record is from RefSeq and is a predicted model, not a curated record. NCBI's taxonomy places the organism in Eukaryota, Metazoa, Chordata, Mammalia, Eulipotyphla, Soricidae. Gene Ontology annotation, cellular component: cytosolic large ribosomal subunit; ribosome. Bases 1 to 156 code for a protein of 51 amino acids. Gene Ontology annotation, molecular function: structural constituent of ribosome.
AUGUCUUCCCACAAGACUUUCAGGAUCAAGUGGUUCCUGGCCGAGAAACAAAAGCAGAAUCGUCCUAUUCCUCAAUGGAUUCGGAUGAAAACUGGUAACAAAAUCAGGUGUAACUCCAAGAGGAGGCGCUGGAGAAGGACCAAGCUGGGUCUGUAAGGAGAGUCACAGGAGACGCAUGCACAUUUGCUGUGCUAGGCUGCUAGGAUCUUGAACACACAGCAGUUGGAAAGGCACCACAAGUCUGAAGUCAUGUUUCUUUGAAUAGAGAAUC